Besnoitia besnoiti is the source of this 3801-nucleotide messenger RNA. RefSeq names its product NLI interacting factor family phosphatase. The transcript is spliced from 4 exons. Gene Ontology annotation, molecular function: RNA polymerase II CTD heptapeptide repeat phosphatase activity. Lineage: Eukaryota; Apicomplexa; Conoidasida; Eucoccidiorida; Sarcocystidae. The record is from RefSeq and is a predicted model, not a curated record. The coding region runs from base 1 to 3801 and encodes 1266 amino acids.
AUGUCCUGGAGCCGAGAUGGGUGUGCAGCGCUGCCUGGUAAAGCGCCUCGGUGUAGUUUCGCGACGUCAGCGAGGCCUCUUCGGCAGGCCGGAGCCGAUUCGACUGGAAGACGCGAGGGUGAAAAAGGCGGUGGUCGGCCGCUGUAUGAUGAAUUCGAGCACUUGACUUCUCCCUGCAUGCCCACUUCUGCGAGUACUCCUGGCAAGAUGUCGGCAGCUUCUGGGCACCCAGCCGUGGGGCCCGUCGAUGCGGUAGUGGGAUACACGAGUCAGUCCCUACUGGGACAGCCGGGAUCUAUCAUGCUUGCCAGGCCCUCCGGUAUCCCUGUAAAUGCGCCGCGCGGAAACGAGUACCAGGAGGGCAUUGGAAUGCUUCGUCGCAGAUCACGAAGUCGUGACCCUCCAGUAGGAGAUGUGAGUGAGCCCAACCCCCGUGCGAGCCCCCGCCGGAGGCCGGCGGCCCAUGGAUUCGGUGCAACAGCAGGCUCAAUCUCUGGCACUGGCUCCCCUGGUCGGUGGUUUGCGAAGUCGGAAGGCGCGGAAGGCCUGGACCGUCCUGGCGCAUACAGCUUUAGGGACGUUCGUUUUGCAGGCGUUCCCUAUCCACUCCGACCUCACACGUUCACAGGAUUAACUCAGCCGCCUGUAUCGGCGGCAUGUCCGCCCGUGGGACAUGGUGGAGAUCCACGGCAGCUGAGUCGUGGUGAGGCAGUUUAUCAAGACUCCACGAUGAAGAAUCGCUUCUCAUCUGAAGAACGUGGUGUGGCGCAACCCAGGGAUUUCACGGACUCGGCUGAGGCAAGUCGGUCGGUCAGAAGUUCGCAGGGUGAAACGGUCUGCGGCGGUGCCACGGAGAAAGAUUCCGGAUUUGGAGGACAACCGGGAAGAAAGCGACACGCUGCGGUGUCCGUAUCGGAGGGAAGUCGAGGUUAUGAGCGCCGCCGGAUAAGUCUGUACGCAGACCAGAUCAUCAACUACUCUCACGGCGGGCUGUGCGCCAAACGCGUUCAGGCCGCAUUCAUGAGUGUAGCACGGGCCGCAGGGCAGCCCUUUCUGGUCGUGCCGCGACGAUGCCGCGAGCAAAGCGCGUGGGUAGGCGUCUUCCCCAACGCACCACCGGCGGGCGAGGGGAAGGCGACCUAUGUUCUAAGUCCAGACAACCGCGCCAGUGGAGGGGCAUGGGGAGCCGGGGUCGGCAAUCAUCUUCCGUCAGCGCGCGCAAGUGGGCUCACUCCGUGGGCGUCUGAAGGCUCGGGGGUAGGACCUGUCGAUACAGACGACUCGGUUCUACAUAUGAGCGAGGUCAGCGCAGAUGAAACCGAGGAUGAAAUGGAGGACGGUGAGGUGGAGGAGGCGAAGAAAGACAGUCGAUUCACGCGGCCUCGGGGAGACGAAGCGGCAUCAGGGCCGCCUUCUCAAUCGAACUCAUCUGCAGCGGCAGAUCCAGCUGCAAGAAACAAGGAUUCACUUCCGGUAGCUCCCCCCUUCGGCCAAGCACCAAGCACACAAAGGGAGAACGGCGAGGGAAUAACCAUGCCGCCUCCAACUUGGCCUUUCGGUCCGCCUGGAGGGCUGCCACCGGUCUCGGCGGGCGCAGCUGCGACCGGUGGACGAGACGCGACUUCCUUGCAGAGCUCGAGUUUCGGCAACUCGGCCGGAGCUGUGGCACCAAGAGUUCCAUCAGAGGCUCCUAGCUUACUGGGGCCUCCUCCCGUCGGAGCCCUGUUCAAACCCCCUACAUCGCGGGGGAUGGGCCCCUUCGGGCACCCAGCGAGAAGCGGCAGCGUGGCUUCAGGAGAGCAGCGGCCUCCCGAAGCCGCGCUAAGCAGUUCGCUGUCCACAGUCGCUGGUGACGCCAGCAUGGGUAAUACGGGUUCACUGGCAGUUGCAGCGCAAACACCCGUGGAUGUUCAGGCAGUCGGGACUGCAAGUGCUGCAGAACGUAGCUCAAGUAUGGGUCGCGCGCGACCUGUAGACCCGCGGUUGUUGCGGCAGCGAAAGCAACAGCAGGUGGUGGAUGUGGCGCCCACUGAGUCAGUGCAUGAUAGACCUGAUGCAGCAGGCGAGCUGGCACUACCUGCGAACUUCUCUCCUGAUCUGGUCCAAGAGACAAGUCUUUCGUCGGGACUGAAAGAAAAGGCCACUACUCAGGAAGUCAUUCGGUACGUCAGCUCCUUUGAUGGAAGUGUCCUGGAGCUCAAUAACCCACCGGUACCUCCAGUGCCUGGCACGCUGCCGCCAAGCCUUCAGGGCACGUGUGUCGCGCGGGGGAAGUUACCUCUGCUACUGGAUCUGGACAACACGUUGCUCCACGCGCAGGCGACGGCAGUCACCGGCUGCGAAGUGCGCCUGCAAGACUGGCUUGACUCGUACGGCGAACCUGAGCUGUACCGGUUUGAGUUGCCGUGCAACCGGAAGACCUACUACAUGAAACUGCGCCCGCACUUACGGACUUUUCUGAAGAAGCUGGAGCCGUUCUACGAGAUGAGUGUCUAUACGAAUGCGACCCAAGAAUACGCCGACAUAGUGGUGGCAAUUUUGGACGAAAACCGUCAGCUUUUCCAGGAUAGGAUAGUCGCUCGUGACAGCGGCUUCAGAGGAGAGGCUUCCGAGAACAAAGCUGUUCGCCGUCUGUACGAAGGCAUGGAUAAAAGAUGUAUUGUAGCGUUCGACGAUCGCCAGAACAUCUGGACAGAUCUGCCUCUCACGCAUGUAGUGAAGGCACAACAUUAUGACUUCUUCGAUUCUCACAAAGCGGAGCUGAACGCGUACUACCCACCCGUUUCUAACGGGGUGGGCGGAGGGGCUACGGACAUUCUCGGUGGCAGACAGGGUGACGACGAAGGAGUGAUGGAUCCCAUCAGUUGCUGUUCAGUGUCCCCUUGUCAGGAGCAGCUGCCAGCGAACUCCCCCGUUGAUGAGCAGGAGAGCCGAGCAGCAGCAGAAGGGAAAAAGCCGUGCGACUGGGAUAGGCACCUCGAAUGCAUGCUCAAGCUGUUUUUGCACCUGCAUUUGGAGUUCUUCAAGGACCCAGUCAACGCCAACAUUGGAGCUAUCCUGUGCAAUAUGCAACAGAAGGUUCUCUCUGGUGUAGGGAUCUUCUUUACGGGAUUCCGGAAAACGUUCUCAGCUGGAGCUGCGGUAGCUGACUGCGAAGAAAGGCAAGCCGAACUGGCGCAGCGUCUUGGUGCGAAAGUAUUCAAACGAUAUGAUGAGGAAGGGGUGACCCACGUCGUUGCGGGCAAGAACAACACGAACAACAUGUUGGCCUGCAAGGAGAACCCAAAACUAGCUCGCGUGCAUACGCUCUGGCUUUACUGCUGUGAAGCUGCCCUGGCUCGGGUACCGGAAUCCGCGUUCGAUGCGGACACACUGUGCACGUACUACGACAACAGCCCCCCAAGUGCUCCCUAUCGUGAUCACUGGGUGCACUUAGCCCAGAAAAAGCGAAUUGCAGAGCGGGAACCGCCUCAUCCGUUUCCGCCCGCUGAGAGCCUACCCGUACGCGAAUUUCUCAGCACGGGUCCGUACAGCGAUGGCGCCACACUGACAUCUCCGUAUGAGGAGGUGCUGUUUAUUUGGCGACCGGAGAAACAGACCGUCCGCCAGUUGUACGCAUCAGACGACAGCAGGGGUGUGUCUCUGACAAUGGGGGGCUCAAAGGGAGUGUCGAUUGUGACACCUACGACGGCCACCCACAAUCCACCACUAUGCGGUGCUCUCUGCGGUCCGGGACCGCCAGCUGGCCAGGGCUCUGUGGGUUCCGGCGCACAUCAGCAGCUACAGCGCCUUCACGCCUGA